AUGGGGGAGAGGGCCAGAGAUCUGAGGAAGACCCAGGGAGGGGGCCGACCCCCCGCCCAGGGCCACCAGGGGGACCCACUACAUCCACCUAGCUCCCAACAGGGGGCCAUAGAGGGAUGGGGCCAACCCAGGGAGAGGGGGGCCAACACCCAGAGAGGGGUGACAACCCACCCACGGCCACUACAGCCGGUGCCACUACAUCCAGCCAGUUCCCUGCACCAGGCAGAUGUGGGAGAGGGCCAGAGAGGGAUGGACAAACCCAGGGAGGCGGGCGACCGCUGGAGAGAGGGCCCGGCCCCUGCCCGAGGCCACCAGGGUCGUACUGAUGUGGUGGCAGUCACCCCAUGGUUGGCACCCAUCGUCUGGGAAGGAACCUUUGACCCUGACCUCGUUGACAUAAUCUACAAGUCCAUGAACCUCACCAUAGCAACAACAGUGUUUGCCGUUGGAAAAUACGUCCGCUUUCUCCAAGAUUUCCUGGAGACAGCAGAGAAGCACUUCAUGGUCGACUUCAACGUGCGCUACUACGUUUUCACUGAUCGUCCCGACGAUGUUCCAUCAGUGAACCUGUCCCAGGGGAGACAUUUGAGUGUGAUCCAGGUCCCAGGUUCAAACCGCUGGCAGGAGAUAUCAGCCCGGAGGAUGGAGAUCAUUCAGACAGCCAUCGAACGUCAGAUCAGCAGGGAGGCCGACUACAUCUUCUGUCUGGACGUGGACAGCAAGUUCCACGCUCGCUGGGGGGCCGAGUCUCUGGGCAGGCUGGUUGCUGUGAUUCACCCAUGGUUUUACCAGCAGACCCGUGACCACUUCACAUCCGAACGGCGCCCAGCCUCGACAGCCUACAUCCCCAUGGAUGAGGGAGACUACUACUACGCCGGGGCUGUGUUCGGAGGGUCCGUGGAGGAUGUGUACACACUAACAAAGGUAUGUCGGAACCAGCUUGAAGAGGACGCGAGGAAUUCCAUCGAGGCUGCCUGGCAGGAGGAGAGUCACCUCAACAGGUACCUGCUUUACAACAAGCCCAGCAAGCUGUUGUCUCCAGAGUACCAGUGGGAUGACAAGAAGACCAAAACCAAUGAGGUCAAAGUCAUUCGCUUCUCUUCUGUCAUUAAAAACUUUGCUGAAAUUUGUCCCAAUGAAUAGGACUUGGAAGUGGAUAUUCGACCGGCAGAAGAAAAACGUAAUUUAGGCAUAGUGCUUGAAAUUAAUUGAUUAUGGUUAAUGUUAGGUUAAGGUUAAGUUCAGGUAUAGUUUCACUGAGGUUUGGGUUAAGGUUAGGGAAAGGCAUAAAAGGUGACAUUGGGUAUCCGUACAGCUGCCUGGCGCCACUCAUUUUCUGCCAUAAAACUAUUAUUUUAAAUUGUAUCAGUUAGUUUGUUGUAGUUUU
Molecule: messenger RNA, 1387 nt
Organism: Salmo salar (Atlantic salmon)
Lineage: Eukaryota; Metazoa; Chordata; Actinopteri; Salmoniformes; Salmonidae
Source: RefSeq, a predicted model, not a curated record